Messenger RNA from Paramacrobiotus metropolitanus, 2578 nucleotides. RefSeq names its product tyrosine kinase receptor Cad96Ca-like. The record is from RefSeq and is a predicted model, not a curated record. NCBI's taxonomy places the organism in Eukaryota, Metazoa, Tardigrada, Eutardigrada, Parachela, Macrobiotidae. Bases 298 to 2301 code for a protein of 667 amino acids. Gene Ontology annotation, cellular component: membrane; signaling receptor complex. Gene Ontology annotation, biological process: multicellular organism development; positive regulation of kinase activity; protein phosphorylation. The transcript is spliced from 11 exons. Gene Ontology annotation, molecular function: calcium ion binding; transmembrane receptor protein tyrosine kinase activity; ATP binding.
CAUCGCCAGCUUCAUUCAUCGUCGAGAAAAAAAAACCAGUUGCAGCAUCGUUUAGCCGUUUUCACAUCGUGAAUUGCUUCGAUGAUCUGUGCAAGUCAUCUUACGUUCCAUUUUGAUUUGUCUGCGACCUGAAUUCUUAUCCAAACUUGCUGUGCCACUCGUCAGCGAUCCACUGCAAAUAUCAACAGAAUCUACCGCUUUUUUCGGAAUAUGAAGGAUAAUAACGGCAACGGGAAACCGCUGCACACGAUAAUUGUUAAUAUUUGUUGGGAUUCUGAUUAAUUUCCAGCCGCCGAUAUGCUGUCCGUACCGUUUCUUCGUCAGCAUUCCUCAUCUGUAUGGCUGGUUUUGUUGUGUUCAGUGUUAAUUCAAGCUGGUCCUCCUACUCCGCCUAUGCUCACCUUGCUGCAUAACAUGAGAGAAUGGAACCUUCCGGUUUCGACGCCUGUUGGUGCGAAGGUUUCUCAGUUGCUAGUAAAUGGAAACAAAGAUGACACUUCCGUUAGGGAUGUCGUAUUCAACAUCAGCGCCGAUAACCCGGAAUACAGUGAUUUUUUUAAUGUGGAUGCAAAGAGUGGAAUCGUUACGCUGAAGAAGCCGUUGGAUAUCCAGAAUUACAGAGACUUCGUGGUAGUUCCAACGGUGGACAAUGGAUACAUGAAGGCCAAAAUACAAGUGCCGGUUCACGUCCUAUCUGAUGAUAAUUCAACGGAAAUUCGGUCGACUGUUAACGAUAUGUCUUUCGCAUCACUGCCAUCACCUUUGGGCCCGUUCCCCCCACGCACAAUCAGCCGCCCACGCGUGACAACCCCCGAAGUUGUUGUAUUUACACCCGGCCCCGAUGUUUUGGUGACUGAUCGUCCAUCACAGAGCGCCAGACCCCGCACCAAACCCAAAACAACAUCCACCACGUCCGCUGAAUCAGGCGAUCCAACGAUUGCUGGUGUUGUACCAGGUGUCAAGCAUGAUGGCGAAGAACGAAAGGAGAAAGGAGACGCUGGGGAGCACCGCAAAGACGUACAGGACGGAGAACCCAUGAAUAAUCGGAAUAAUUUGCAGUUAUUGUGGAUUUUGUUGCCGGGUGCACUGCUGUUUCUGGCUGUUGCGGGGUUUGUUUGCUAUCGUAUGCGGCGUGCGCCGAUGAAGGAAAAGAUGCCCAUUGCCAAAUCGAUGUCGGUGGAGACCGGACAGUCGCUUUAUAAAGACGCUCCUUCCGGAAAGGACUUCGGUACUCUAACGAAGGAACCGUUAAAGAUGAUGGUGUCGAAUCAUCGAUAUCUGUACCGGAAACGAUCGGAAAACUUUGCUGCGUCUACCAUUCAGACCGGGCCUGAUGGCUACUUGAAACCCGAUGUGGCAGAGAAUUGGGAAUUCCCGCGUGAUAAGGUGCAGAUACUGGAAAAAGUUGGCGAAGGAUGCUUCGGUCAGGUUUUUAAAGCGGAGGCACUGGAGCCAUCCGGAUGCAUCGCUGUAGUGGCCGUGAAAACAUUAAAAGACAACGCUUCUGAUAAAGAGCGCCGGGAUUUACUAGCGGAACUGCAUGUGAUGCAGAGCCUACAACCGCAUACUAAUGUCGUGGAGUUACUGGGUUGUUGUACCGAUAAAGAUCCGACAUACGUAAUAAUGGAGUUUGUGGCGUUUGGAAAACUGCAGUCGUUCUUACGCCGCAGCCGAAACAGUCAUUAUUACGGCAAUGUGGCAGGCGCCGGGGAUGGGCACAAUCUGACGGGUGGGCUGAUGCUGAAAUUUGCUUACCAGGUGGCCUGCGGAAUGCACCACAUUUCCUCCCAAUAUCUUGUGCACCGGGAUCUGGCGGCUCGAAAUAUUCUUCUAACGGAAGAUCUGGUCUGCAAAGUCAGCGAUUUCGGACUGGCUCGCGAUAUUAGCGACAAGCAUAUCUACGAAAGAAAAUCUGAGGGUCGUUUGCCGAUACGAUGGAUGGCGCCGGAAUCCAUCGCUGACAAUGUCUUCUCCAGCCAGUCCGAUGUGUGGUCCUUCGGUGUGUUAUUAUGGGAAAUUGUGACCCUUGGCGCGACGCCCUACCCGGGAAUGUCGGCCGGCGACGUGGUGGCCAAAGUACGCGACGGCUUCCGGAUGGAGAAUCCGACGCCACGCUCCCAGGAACUGUACGAGCACAUUAUGCUCCCCUGCUGGCAACUGCAGCCCAAGGACCGGCUGUCGUUCAGCGCCAUUGCUGACGCAUUAGGACGCAUGCUGCAGGAAACGCAAGAUUAUCUGGAUCUCAAUGAAAUUCCCCAUUAUUACAAUAUUUUCACUGAUCUGUCGGGCGAGAAAGUUUGAUGGGAACCCGCGGCUGUACUCGUGUUUGUUUAUCGUGAUAUUAUGUGGUAUAUUAUAUUAUGUGGUCUUUUGCAAAUCUGACAUGGGUGCAUUCUGGUUAGAAAGAUUAAGGCAAAUAGGAUUCUUUUAGUUGGAUCAUAUUUUGUUGAGAAUAAGCAGGCUAUUUGCACAUAACAUUAUCAAAGUUGGUUCAAUUUGAUAGCGAUUUUGAUGGCAUACCUGUCUUCAUCAUAUUAUUGUUCAUCAUAUUGUUAUUAUGCUUAUCUGGGUUUGAGCC